AUGGAGGAGAAGGAGGAGGAGGAGGAGGAGGAAGAGGAGGGGGAGGAGGAGGAGGAGGAGGAGGAGGAAAACAACCAGCUGUCCAUCCUAGAAGUCCUCGUCCGCCGCAAAGAUUGUGGUGGCCUAAAAACCAAAGUGUUCAGGAAAGCGACAAAUACGACGCAAAUACUGAAGUUCAAUAGAAACCACCCGAUUAGUCACAAACGGAUUUGCGUAAGGGCGCUAUACCGACGCGUUGAGACGCACUGCAAUGAAAUGGAAGACAAGGUUGCUGAAUUAAAAUAUCUUUGA
Spirometra erinaceieuropaei is the source of this 291-nucleotide messenger RNA. The record is from the annotation of a GenBank genome assembly. Lineage: Eukaryota; Metazoa; Platyhelminthes; Cestoda; Diphyllobothriidea; Diphyllobothriidae.